AUGAGGGGCCUCUGGAAGAGAAGGAAGCAAGGGCGGGAGCCGGAUGGAAGCCGAGAUCCGUGGGGUGGAAGACGAUGGUGGCGGUGGCCGGAGGAUUGCGUCCCCCACGGACUCUUCUAUGGUGAGGCCCGGAAGCACAUGUUCGGCCUGGAAGACGGAACCGCCGAUGACGACCACAGCAGCGCCCCCGGCCUCAGCCACGGGCUCUCCCAAUUGUCCGGGCCCACGAGGGCAGACGACAAUCUUGCCACGUACGUCGUCGCCACUGAACCCGUCGUUGCAGCUGUUAGUGUAUGUGAGGGGGAGAAAGGUGUCGUUGGGGAGGAGUGGGCCACCGCCGUAGAGCGACACGCCACCGAUGACCUGCCCAUCCCCGAGCACGACAUCUGCUGGGAACCGCCUGUCGAUUGA
This is a messenger RNA of Striga asiatica, 411 nucleotides long. Lineage: Eukaryota; Viridiplantae; Streptophyta; Magnoliopsida; Lamiales; Orobanchaceae. The record is from the annotation of a GenBank genome assembly.